This is a messenger RNA of Ficedula albicollis (Collared flycatcher), 1062 nucleotides long. It is a transcript of the gene TMBIM6, whose product is annotated as transmembrane BAX inhibitor motif containing 6. NCBI's taxonomy places the organism in Eukaryota, Metazoa, Chordata, Aves, Passeriformes, Muscicapidae. Gene Ontology annotation, cellular component: mitochondrial membrane. Gene Ontology annotation, molecular function: enzyme binding. Gene Ontology annotation, biological process: negative regulation of RNA splicing; negative regulation of apoptotic signaling pathway; cellular response to unfolded protein. Bases 76 to 894 code for a protein of 272 amino acids. The record is from RefSeq and is a predicted model, not a curated record. The transcript has 8 exons.
AUCCGUCCUGAUCCCGCUUCCCCUCGCAGCUUGCAGCCCUGUGGAGCGGCCUCGGGCCCGUCCCAGCCCGGCACCAUGAACGUCUUCGACCGCAGCAUCAACUUUGAUGCCCUCUUCAAGUUCUCCCACAUCUCGGCCUCCACCCAGGAGCACCUGAAGAGGGUCUAUGGCAGCUUUGCCCUCUGCAUGUUCGUGGCAGCUGCGGGCGCCUACGUCAACGUGGUGACCCACCUUUUCCAGUUUGGGCUCUUGACUGGCCUGGGCGCACUGGGGCUGAUGGUUUGGCUCACGGCCACCCCACACAGCCGUGAGACCGAGCAGAAGCGGCUGGGGAUGCUGGUUGGCUUCGCCUUCCUCACAGGUAUCAAUCUGGGACCCCUCCUGCAAAUGUGCAUCUCCAUCAACCCCAGCAUCAUCCCCACUGCCUUCCUGGGCACUGCCACCAUCUUCGCCUGCUUCUCCCUGAGCGCCCUGUACGCCCGGCGCCGCAGCUACCUCUACCUCGGAGGUUUCCUGCUCUCCGGCCUCACCCUGAUUCUUCUCUCCUCCCUGAUUAACGCCUUUGUGAGAUCCACCUGGCUCUUCACGGCCAACCUGUACGUGGCGCUGAUGAUCAUGUGUGGCUUCGUGCUCUUCGACACGCAGCUCAUCAUUGAGAAGGCGGAGAGCGGGGACAAGGAUUACAUCUGGCACUGCGUUGAUCUCUUCCUCGACUUCGUCAACAUCUUCCGGGAGCUCCUGAUGAUCCUGGGCAUGUCCGAGGUGGGUGAGGGGCCCUGGGCAGGGCAGGGCAGGGGCACAGAGCUGCCCCGUGGCGUGGGGGACAGAGGGACAGAGCCCAUGGUGACCGUGGCCACUUUGCUCUUGCAGAACAAGAAGAAGGAGAAGAAGUGAAGCGGCUCUGGGCCGAGGCGGAGCCACCCCUGUGUCCCCAUGUCCCCUCCCGUCCCUCUCUGUCAUUAAAGGGGCUGUGCUUUGCUGCCGAGGAAGCAGCCAGAAGCUUUCGCACCUCGUGGGUUUUUUCUCUUGUUCAGCUUUUUUUUUUUUUUUUUUUUUUUGUUU